Molecule: messenger RNA, 8810 nt
Organism: Acinonyx jubatus (cheetah)
Lineage: Eukaryota; Metazoa; Chordata; Mammalia; Carnivora; Felidae
Gene: PTGFR
Product: prostaglandin F receptor
Exons: 3
Coding region: 465-1310 (281 amino acids)
Biological process (GO): inflammatory response; adenylate cyclase-activating G protein-coupled receptor signaling pathway; positive regulation of cytosolic calcium ion concentration
Cellular component (GO): plasma membrane
Molecular function (GO): prostaglandin F receptor activity
Source: RefSeq, a predicted model, not a curated record
GCUGCUGCAAGGGCAGCUCUGAUGCUGAGGGGGGAUGCGGUUGCACCGGGGCGCGCAGCCCGGGUGUCUCGCGCUGGGGCUCUGGGCUCCUGGAAAAGGGGGCGGAGAGGAGCGACGAGAGGAAGGGGGGCUGAGGUCACCCGCGCUCUCCAUCCCGCCCAGGCUGCGAGCGCCGCUGGGCGCUGAGGGACCAGAGGAGCCCAGCGCGCCCGCAGGUUCCGCGCUGGGGCAGCGCGCGGAGGGACGUGCUGCGGUGCCUAGCGGAGCCCAGCGGGAGCGCGGCGCUGCGCCAGAGGAGCCCGCAGCGGCCGGGAGAGGAGCCGGGCGCGCGAUGGCACUGGGAGCCGCGCGCCCUUCGCCGACAGUUCUGCGGGCGGCCCGGGAGGCCAAGAUGUCCGGACUAGAAGCCUGCACUGUUUUGAGAGGGAGAUGACUUAAGUGGCCAGCUUUUUAUCUCCACAACGAUGUCUAUGAACAAUUCCAAACAGCCAGUGUCUCCUGAAGCUGGGCUCCUUUCAAAUACAACUUGCCAGACGGAAAACCGGGUUUCAGUAUUUUUUUCAGUAAUCUUCAUGACAGUGGGAAUCUUAUCAAACAGCCUUGCCAUUGCUAUUCUCAUGAAGGCCUAUCAGAGAUUUAGACAGAAGUCCAAGGCAUCAUUUCUGCUUUUCGCUAGUGCCCUGGUAAUCACAGACUUCUUUGGCCACCUCAUCAAUGGAGCUAUAGCAGUCUUUGUAUACGCUUCUGAUAAAGAGUGGAUCCGCUUUGACCAGUCGAACAUCCUUUGCAGUAUUUUUGGUAUCUGCAUGGUAUUCUCUGGUCUGUGCCCACUUUUUCUAGGCAGCGUGAUGGCCAUUGAGCGAUGUAUUGGAGUCACCAAACCAAUAUUUCAUUCAACGAAAAUUACAUCCAAACAUGUGAAAAUGAUGUUGAGUGGAGUGUGCUUGUUUGCUGUUUUCAUAGCUUUGCUACCCAUCCUUGGGCAUCGAAACUAUAAAAUCCAAGCAUCGAAGACCUGGUGUUUCUACAAAACAGAACACGUCAAAGACUGGGAAGAUAGGUUUUAUCUUCUACUCUUUUCUUUUCUGGGGCUCUUAGCCCUUGGCGUUUCAUUCCUGUGCAAUGCCAUCACGGGAAUCACACUUUUAAGAGUUAAAUUUAAAAGUCAGCAGCACAGACAAGGCAGGUCUCAUCAUUUUGAAAUGGUCAUCCAGCUCCUGGCUAUAAUGUGUGUCUCCUGCAUUUGCUGGAGUCCAUUUCUGGCCCCCAGCAGGACCACUGUCCGAGAAUUGUUGCCAGUGGAGUUUUAAUCAACAAUCCUGCUGAUCCUGAUGCACAAGAAAGUUGGGGAGAGCUUCUGUGGCUGACAGAUUCCGUGACGGCUGACUUUAUUUUACAAAAGGAUUUCUACUUUUUGAAUAUUUCUUUAUUCAUAUUAUGUCCUCACACUUUGAAUUUAGCAUCUUCAAUUGUUAAAUCACUUAAAUAUUUUUUCAUGAUGUGCCUGAACUGGUCCUAAGAACCCAACCACGGGGGAUGGGGGUCAGGUUGAGAUUGUCAGUGGCAGGUCAACAUUUUGAGGCCUGCUUGUUGUCAGUUUAGGAGGCCUGGGGUGAACCCAAGAAGUGAUCUGAUCUGUGCUCAGAGUCUAGUUAUUUGAAUCUGAAUAGCAGAGAGCAGUUCUGUCAAUACUUAGAAUCACUUUAGUGCUCAUUCUUGGAGAUUUUAAUUUACACCACUCAACAAAGGGAAUUUCCCUUGGACAAUGCUUCUUCUUUUUUCCUUAAACUUUGAAACACAGUAACUUUUCCAAGUAAAAAGUGAGUAUGAAUAGCACUGAAAUUAAUUUGUAGGUUGGAAAGGGAAUGUGAAGAAGGUGAGAAAAGAGGUACCUGAAAAUAUUUAAAGAAAAAUUUUAAAUGAGGGCCCUAGCGCUGGAGAGAAUCUGAAAACAACAAAAUAGUGAACUCAGUGAGAUACAAGAUAGUCUGGACAACUGAGAUAAUCACUGGUGCUUUGGUUUUUUGUUUGUUCCAGUCACGUUUAAAAUCCUGCUUCGUUCUGGCUUCUGACUGGGAAAUAGGAAUGACAGGUUAGCUGCGGUGACACGGUGGAAGGUAGCACAAUUUCAUGCUCAUCAUGGAUAUUUUGAACUUAUGUUUUUCUUUAAUUUCUCUUUCUGAAUUCUUGGCUUCCUUCACUGUUAAAUUGGAUAUAAUUUAAUUCAUAUUUUGAACAUAUUUUUAGUAGAAGCAUAAUUUUAUUUCUGAGAUCUGUGUUCUAUUUACAAGUUAUCAAUACAUCUAUGACACCAAUGUAUCAGUACUUUUUAGUGUGAGAAUUAUUUCUGUGUGAGAUGCAUGGUAGAUAUACCACAGAUGCAUACUCCUUUUAUUUGAAGCAUUCUUUGCAUUCCUGGUUUCUCUUGUGGAGACCUGGGUCUUCAUAGCACAUUCUGCCUAAAGGAUUUAUAACUUUUGUGGUCUGGACACAUGUGCCUUGGGCAUUAGGUUAAGGCCAUCAGACAGCUCUAAAUGGAGCCCUCAUAAAAAACUCAGGUUUGGGAAUGCCAAAUAGCACCCAACACUAAUAUCUCAUUUGAAACAUUUCUCUUUUUUUUCCCUUAAAUGCUUACAAAAAGUGCAUAGAUAUUAAUGACUGAGCCAUCAUUCUCUAUUCUCCAUUUUUAUUUUAUCUUAUAUUUUUAAUUUUUAAAUUUUAUUUAAGUCCGAGUUAGUUAACAUAUAGUGUAAUAAUGAUUUCAGGAGUAGAAUUUAGUGAUUCAUCACUUACAUAAAACACCCAGUGCUCAUCCCAACAAGUGCCCUCCUUAAUGCCCAUCACCCACUUAGCCCAUCUCCCACCCAACACCCCUCCACCAGCCCUCAGUUUGUCUUCUGUAUUUCAGAAUCUCGUAUGCUUUGCCUCUCCCUCUCUAUUUUAUUUUUCCUUCCCUUCUCCUAUGUUCAUCUGUUUUGUUUCAAUUCCACAUAUGUCUACUGUCCAUUUUUAAAGUGCCUCUGAAAUCAAGCUUCUGGAUUCCCAUAGUUGUACUAUAAUGCUGACAGCUUCCACAGUGCCCUACUUUACAUCAUGUGUCUUCUUUCUAUGAUUGAUGAGUAUGAAUCAACUGGAUUCAUACAAUCUAAACCCAAUAAAUCAUUUGGAUUUAUAAUUUGAAUGAACAUCUAUACACAUUUUCUGACCUGUUAUCACUGUCAUGUUCAAGCCUCAAACUGAAACAAAGAUACAGGUGCACUCAUGAAAAGGAGCAGAUGAUAGUGUUUGUGCUUGACAAGAUUUAGUGCAUCAGAAUUUAUCAAUAGAAGCAUACUUUCUAAAAUUAUUUAAAUUUGUAGCUGAUGACAAAGGGAAUACUUUACUAACUUUGAUGAUUAGGUUCAGUCAAUACAAAGUAAGAUGAUCCUGUUGUUUGAGUUUUCUCUUCCUUUGUGUUUUUAAUAGACUUUAUUUUUCUUGAGUACCUUUAGGGUUACAGGGAAAUGAGUGGUAAGCACAGAGUUCACAUAUACCCUCUCAUGUCCCUCCCACACCCCCAGGUAUCCUUAUUAUUAAGUCUUACCUGGGUGUGGUACAUUUGUCACAAUUCAUGAGUCAAUACCGUUACAUUCUUAUUGACUAAACUCUGUAGUGUUUUACCUUAGUGUUGUAGAUUGUGUGAGUUUUGAUAAAUGUAUAUUGACAUGUGUCCACCAUUACAGUAUCAUGCAGAAUAGUUUCAUUGCCCUAAAAAUCCCGUUUUUUUUUAAUUUUUAAAUUUAAUGUGUUAUUUUUCCAAAGGAGGAAAUGUGUGUUUUCAGGAAUUAAGAUUCAGAAAUGUAGUACAAAAAUAGUAUUAGUUUAAAAUAUAGCUCAUCAAAAUUUUGAAAUUAAAAAUUUUACAAUAUCUGGAUUUUAUAGUUUUAAACAUGGUGAGCUCAUAUAAAUUCGGUUAAUUACAAUCCCAACUGAAAAAUACAGGAAACUACAAUGGGCACUUAUUAGCUUAUGAUUUCAUUUAGCAACAAAUUAAUACAAAAAUCUUUAAGAGUUAAAUGGCAGUUAUAAAAUUGUCUUGUGCAUAUCCUAGGUGAAUCACUUCUCCUUAAUAAAUAAAUCUUAAAGACAUUCUUUCGUUGUUUCUAGAGUGAGGGAAAAAAAACCCAUUUAUCCACACUUCAAGUAACAUUUUCUUAUUAUUUUUGCCUUUAUACAAGUAAUGAUUCUUUUUAAUGUUCCAUUUCUAGAAUAUGUAACCCUGAAAAGAAUUCAUUAUUAUUGCUAUGCUUAUUUAACCAGUUUGGCAGAGCAAUAAAUACUUGUUGACUGGUUGACUGUAACUUAAGUAAUAUGAAUGUCAAAAGAUUGCAAAUGAUUGACCAGAAUGUGGAUUCGCAGUUUUGUAGGUAAGAGUUAAUUAAGCAAAUACUGAAACCAAGUGGUAAUUUUUAAUCUGUUCCCUAAGUCAGCAACUGUAGAUGCUAUUAAACUUUGACAAUCUUUUACUAGAAGGCCAUACGUUUGUUUACUUUCUCUUCAGGGAUAGAAGAUAAUUUUGACUUGGGAAAAGAAGUGUAAAGUAUAUGAAAAGUACAUAGAUUUCUUAUGUAGGUGGGUUUACCCAAGAAAUGUGUUCUCUUGCAUAUAUAAAUUUUGAACUUGAUUUUUAAAAAGGCUAUUACUCUUACGCUAGUGUUUCUAGUCAAUGUAGUUAAACAUUUAGUCACUAAGAUGUUUGUCAGAUAUAAAUAACAAAAUUAGGUAGCUGAUUGAAGUUUGACUGAAUUACUAAAGGUAUUGGCAUCAUAAUGAACAGGUCUUAGAGGGCUAAUGGCAAAUGAUAGGUGAGCCUUGCUCUCCGGGAAGUUACCCUUAGCCAACGGAAGGUGCCUUGACUGUGGUGCACCCUUUGGUCACUGUGUAUGCAGGGACGGAUGGUUGUAGAGAUACAAAACUCUUACCCCCUUGCCUCAUUUAGGACAUUUCUGAAGGGUCAUCCAUACUUCAGAACUCACUGGCUGAGGCCUUUGUUGCAAAUGCACUGAACUCUGCUUCCCUCUUUGCCAAACCCUGCUUCCCUCACCAUCCCACACUCCCUGGAACCACUCUCUGCUUGCAGAUCUCUGUCUCAAAGUUUAUUUCCUGCAGAGUCCAGCUUAAGACAGUCUUUCAGAAGCCCAUUUGUUCAUAUAUUAUCUAAAUAGAACAUAUAUUACACAUAGGUUUACAGUCUGAUUCGACUAAUAUAUUGAGCUAUGUAUACAUCUUUGGAGUUGAAUUCCUUUUAGUUUAUUAUCUCCCUCCAUGGAGCAUAUAGUGUAAAAUUGGUCCUGCAAAGGUCAAUCAAUUAAAAAAGACAUUGCUAAGCUGACGAUUUUCAUAAAAAUCUGCUUUAUAUGUGUACAGUGGUGUGGAAUAAUUUUGGUAUUUUAAGUUCAUUUACUCUUAACAAAACAUGAUUUCCUGUUUUUAAGGAGAAAGAGUUAUAAAAAUGCCCAAAGAUACCAUAGACAUUGGGACGGCACUUAAAAACAUUGCUUGAGUGAUUCAAGUGUAAAUGAAUCAGAAACAUGUGGAUUUAUUUAUACUCCCUUGGAUAUAAAAAUCUUCUGGCUUAAUGUGUCUUGGGGUUUUUAUUAAGCUCCCAAACAUUUAAAGAACAAUUCAAGAUGUUAAUGUGCCCAGAAUCUCUCUAGGUUGCCAGUUUUAACUUUAUUUGUUUAGUCGUAUCCUUACAGGGGGGUAUAUAAAAUGCCUUCCAUUUAUAUUUGCUCUGGAAGGCAUUUAUAAUCACAUGAAAUUUACCUCGGAUAUCAAUGCUGUUUAUCUAUAUUUAGAGAGGAUUUCAUCCAAUAGGAAAAAAACUGCCUUUUGAUAUUUGCAAAUAUUACUAUUCAAAGCUUGUAUAAGUUUGUCAUUCUGUCCAUCCUCUGUCCUGGGUGUAAGUAUGGUAGUGUCACAAAAGAGCGGGCACAAUUAUGGCUUCAUACAGAUGGGGAGGUGGUUUUUCUCACUCCCCCUUGGCUAAUAAAUCCUCAAAAAGAAUUCAGACAGUGGAAUGUCAGAAUGGAGUGGCUGUGGUAUGGUGGUGAAGGAGACAGAGACAAUGGGAUUAUGUAAAAGGAUUUAUUUUUAGCUUUUAGUGCACAGUUUCAAAUUAAGCCUUCUCUUUAGGUACUGUAGUUAUUCAAGUACAGGAAGGGGACAGGAUCCCAGCCCUAUCACCUCUUAGCUGUCACAUGGAGCUACUCUAAGCCAAUUCUGUACCGUUGUCAACCGAUUAUAAUAAAGCUAUUUCCUUAAAAGUGCUAUCAGAAAAAAUGAUUUGACCUCCCCACAUCGAUAGUACAGUGAUUGGCUCGUAGUAAAUCUAAAAUCCCCAAAUCCUGCCACCCACCAUCUCAAUUAGAAAAGAUCAUCCCUGUUUAGUUCAGAUGCUUUCCAUGUUCUCCUCUAUGAAGAAGCUUUGCUUGCACUGGAAAGGAGCAUAGGGAGCUCGCAGCUUCAUAAAACUUUUCUUGGACAUUUCCACCUGAAGUUUCAGGUCACUGUUCCUUAUUUCACUGUCUCAUAAGAAGUAAAGAUGUCGCCUCUUAAUCUUUUGCAUCUUAUUCAAAUUCUCUAAUAUUUUAUAAUUAUAAUAAUUUACAAGGUAUUAAUGUACAAAUUAUUUAAAUCAAGUUAAAAUUAGUUCAAAAUGAUUGAGACUGUUAGGUAUAAGGCAGUAUGCCCAGGUUGUGAGUAGUUCUAGGGAGUGAGAGAUAAAGCUCUUUCCUCAAAGAGCUUAUAGCUUGGAGUAAAAGAUAUACCCUGAGAGCUAAGAUAAGUCUUAUUUCUUCCACUUCCUGGCUGUGUGACCAUAACCACUUUGUGCCUCAGUUUCCUCAUAUGUAAAAGGUGUUGUAAUAGUUCUCAACUUCCUUGGGUUGUUGUGAGGACUAAAUAAAUUAAUAAUGCAAGUUAAAAUAGUGCCUGACUUAGUAUCUAUGCUUCAGUUAUUAUACUAUUAUUGUUAUGGUUGCUCUUAUGAUUAAAUAUUAAUGCAGGGGUGCCUGGGUGGCUCAGUCAGUUGAGCAUCCGACUCUUGAUUUCAGCUCAGAUCAUGAUCCCGGUGGUUGGAUUGAGUCCCAUGUAGCUCUGUGCUGGACAUGGAGUCUGCUUAAGAUUCUCUCUCACUCUCUCUCUCUCCCUCUGCCUCUCUCCCCAGCUCGUGUGCUCUUUCUGUCUCUCUCAAAUUAAAAAAAAAACAACAAAACAUUAAUGUUGCCAGACAGUAACUUUGUCAAUGAGAUGAUUGAAGGCACUUUUUAGUUAUUAAAUGAAUAAUGGAUGCUAUAGUAGAUGGCUGUCCAUGAGUUAUUUAUUUAUUUGACAAAUAUUUAUAGAGCACCUACCAUUGUGCAAGGCAGUGUUUUAGAUACUAUAGUAACAAUCUCUGUGAUUUAACUGUCACAAUAUCUGUGCUGUAAGCAACAAUACUUGUAGACGAUGAGAAGAAAGGGUAUGUGUAGCAAAUUGAAAUAUGAAGAUACUUGAUUAUAUUUUCUAUUCUAACAGAGUAACAGGUAUUCUGUUGUGAAUAUUUGUGGAUGAGAUUGUUUUUUAUAACAUGAAGGUGAAAAAUUUCUAUAGUAUAUCACUUAGAAGGAAAAAUUACUUGAAGUAAAUGUGAUCCUCAGUGAGGUCAUGUAAACUGUGAAAAACAAGAAGAGAGAUCAUAAUGCAUAUAAUUCCUAGCGAUAUAAAAAUGUACAAAUAAGACAGUAUUUGGACAGGUUUGAACAAGAUAAGAAUACAGCAGGCUGUAAUAAACUAAUAUUGAAAGCUAGAAGAAUUUUCAAGUAAUGAAACAGGAGUAGCAGAAAAAUUAAAUCAUAUCAUAACAAGUUAAUAAUUCAAAUCAGUAUUUUAUGCUAUCAUUUGAUAAGAAAAGUGACUCAAGAUAUAGAAGAGAAAUAAAUGGUGAAGUGAAGCAUUACAGAAACCACCAACUCUUUCUGAGAUUAUACAUAAAGAAAGUGUUGGAAAGGACUGAAAAUAAAGAAAAAAAUGUGAACAUUCAUAAUAGAAAUGAAGAAAAUAAAAUAAUUCAUUGAUGCUUUAAUGUACUCGUUAUUUUACUAUUGAUUUGUUCAUUCAGCAGGCAUUUGCAGAGCAAAACGUGGGGUGUCUCUCCAGGUGGAGGGUGAAGCCGAGAUGGAGACUUGACCUGGGAAAGUACUCCUGAGGCACACACUAGGAAUCAUAUUUUCUAGCUUCUUCAUUUUACCCAUGUUCUUUGCACUCCGUUCUUCAGUCUCUUGCUCAUAUGUGCAUCCUCCUUUUCCUUCUCUUUCCACAUGUAAUGUGAGAUAAAUAUAACUGUUUGCAUUUUUCCAGCCUUGUCUGGGAGCAGGGCAAAGGGUUGAUUGCUUUAUUGAUUGCUCUAGUGAUAGUGGAGGAACAUCUGGGCCCAAAGGUGCAUUAAUAAGUAUUAAAUAGUAACAGUGCUGUAGCAGUCCAGCAACAGUGGUUGAUAUUGUUAUUAUGAGUACGUAUUCCUUUAUUUUGCUUCUUGCACUUAUGUUCAUGGCAGAGGACCAGAAAACAAGGAAAACGAAACCCACAGGAAUGCCCAGGAAGGACCGGGAGACAGAAUGCAGGAGUUGCGAGAGAAACAGGGACUAGGCAGGGAAGGAAGCAGAAAGCCCAGGGUAGGAGUGUAAGUGAAGAGAGAGGCACUCCAGUGUCCUAGGAAUUCCGUUGGAAAGGAAAGGCUUCUGUUUAUUUCCACAGGUAUCUUUUCCUUAUUGAGGAAUAUUAAAUUUUGU